This is a messenger RNA of Tuber aestivum (summer truffle), 2110 nucleotides long. The record is from the annotation of a GenBank genome assembly. Lineage: Eukaryota; Fungi; Ascomycota; Pezizomycetes; Pezizales; Tuberaceae.
CCGCUAACAUCUUCCCCCCCACCUCCCCUCUCGGCCUUUUCGUGAUACGCCCUACGCCCGCCGUGACAUGAGGCCUCUCCUCAGAUCCAUUCUGCUUGCAAGGCCUUCCGGUUCCCCUCCCGCAUCCCGGAUCCUAGACCUCCGUCAAUUGCACCUGAACCCAAGGUUAUUACCCUGUAUCCGGCGUCAGCCCCAGCAUCCGCUUCGACUCUCCCAACAGCACUUCCGAUGGUUUUCUUCCGAGGGAAAGGCUCCCGGCAACGGUAAUAUUGGGGAUACCCCGUCUCCGGAUUCCUCCGCCGCCCCGUCGAGUGCCCCUCCUCCUCAGCCCGAGCUCAAGAACCCACGUCUAAAUAUGCCCAGGAUGUUCUCCGCUGCCGUGGAUGAUUUACAGGCAGCCAUGUUUAGCGCCGGCCAGAAAUUGAACGAGAUUACAGGAUAUUCUGACAUCGAGGCACUGAAGAAGUCGAUUGAGAAGCAAGGUACCUUUCUUUCUUUCUCCCUUCUCCUCCCUUCUCCCCCCUUUCCCCAACCCUUUCCCGGACUUUUCUCCAAACAAUUCGUCACUCAAUUCCGUGCCUUCCCGUUCCUUUUUCAAACGCUCUCUCACCCACAAUUACUUUUCUCCAUGAAUCCCUACUACAACGUUCCUUUUGAUUCAUGAUGCCCCUCGUUUCUACCUCCCUCUCCGGCGAUAUCUUGACAAGUGUGAUAUAAUAGAACCUAGGUCCAUUUGCUAAAACAAAAGGUCCGUUUUUUUGAAACCCGCUCUAGAGCAACGCGUGAAAGCAUCUCGCCAGGCCGUGCGGAAGGGGAAAGAGGAGUACCAAGCCGCGAUAAGUCGUCGGUCGGCCUCACAACGUGAGGUUAACGAACUACUUCAGCGGAAACACUCCUGGAACCCAACAGACCUCGAGCGUUUCACCGAACUCUAUCGAUCAGAUCACGCGAACGAGCAGGCCGAAACCACUGCGCAGGAUCUGCUCGUCCAGGCGGAGCGUGUUGCCGAUGAGGCUCAAGAAGGCCUUGCCCGUUCUAUCCUUGCCCGGUAUCAUGAGGAACAAAUUUGGAGUGACAAAAUUCGAAGAGCGAGCACUUGGGGAACUUGGGGAUUGAUGGGUUUCAACGUGCUGCUGUUCAUCGUUGUGCAGUUGGGAUUGGAGCCUUGGAAGAGAAAACGGCUGGUGGGUGGGUUUGAAGCGAAGGUCCGGGAGGUUAUCCAGGAAGAGGGACUUAGGAACGCAAAACGAUUGAAGGUUCCACCUGUGGUCGAAGAAGGUAGACCUUCCGGAGUAGUACAGUUUGCCGCAGACGAAACUGCUGCGAUUGACGGCGAUGUUGCCGUAGCGGUGGAUGCUCUUGAAGUAGCUGCCGUAGAGGAAGCUCCCCCUGUAGCUGUAGGGGUGGAUGCCAUAGAGACUACCGCGGGAGAAGAUAUAGCGCCGAUUGAAGCUGCCGUGGAGGUACCAGCAGAGCCGGUGGCAGAAGAGCGACCGUGGAUUGACUACAUCAAAGAGGAGGUGACGGGAAGAGUCGAGGAACUCUUUGGCGAGGAAGUAGUAGCGAUAAAACGAGUUGACCUGACGGUUACAAUCCUGGAGAGUGUGGCACUCGGAGCUUUUAUCACGGCUACACUAUCUUUACUAUGGUCUGGCAGGUAAGACUAACCAUAGCGACAGCAUUCCGCAUGGGGAAGCAUAUUUGCAUUGUCAUCCUUUAUCUUCCGUCCUUCGUUCAAUUUAGACAAAAAGAAAAAAGACUUGAAUCGUGUCCCAGGCCACUCCCCGCAUGAUUUCGCUCGUGGGGAAAUUCUUGGCUUUUCUUUUUUUUUUUGCUUUAUUACCGGCAUUCCAAUUCAUAUCACUAUUGCCUCAUUGUUUGCGCUGUAUUAUACAGGACUGUUUAUAUCGGGUCGGAGAAUGUACGAGUAGCGGGAGGUGGAUGAAAAGAAAAAUUGCAUCUCAUAUGCCGUUCGUUGGCUGCGGGGUUGUGGUUUCCUUGUGCAUUCCUGAAGGGGGUAUGAGGAAAAUCUGCUCGGGAAAGUGUAUCCAGAUUUUUCAUUUGUUGCCUCAAAGAAGCGCAUGACAAGCUCGCUACGGGAGGCUAGAGU